Messenger RNA from Cylicocyclus nassatus, 3113 nucleotides. The record is from the annotation of a GenBank genome assembly. Lineage: Eukaryota; Metazoa; Nematoda; Chromadorea; Rhabditida; Strongylidae.
CAGAUUUUUGCUCCAAGUGCAAUAACUUUUCACCUUUGGUAGUAUUUUUACUUACGGCUCUUUGCUGUUUUCCAACAUAAAUACGGGUUCCGAAUGGCGGCUGUGGCGCAGUCGGGAGCGCGAGAAGCGCUGUCGGCUUAUCCGACGUCGCCAAUCGCAGCUGCCUGCGAUUCGCCGUCGCUCGCUUGUGGCGAUUCGCCAUCGACAACACGAAGUCCACGAUGUGAAGCGUUUGUGAUGACCGGCGACAAAAUACUGAACCUCAAUCAUCAUAUCUCACCCAACUAUGCCAAGGUUGCCCGCGAUCAACUACCCCCGUCUACACAAAUUGCCGAUACACCAAAGCCACGUCCACCACCAACUUUGGCCGAUUUUCCGUCGGUCCGUCGAAGUAUGCGUAGCCGAAUACCGACGUCACGCAGCACUCCGGAAGCGGUUUCCACUCAACGGCAGGUAUCCUGCCCGGAUACAGUAGUGGAAAGCUGUUCGCCUCCUCAGCUCUCUAGUGGUUCACCAUCUAUAGUCUUACCCACUCCGACGGUCGAAGAGAAACCGUCCACAGCCGUUUCAUCAGCUACAACAAGUCCGGAGAAAUCGCCCGAAAAGAUUUCCAAACCUCGCGAUUUCACUCCAAUAGAUGACGAUUCACCAUCGACUGCAACGACGGCGCAGGUUAUGGAGUCGUCAAUGCACUCAUCCUAUUACAAAUCGGCAUUUUCAAAUCCACAAAUUAGCCAUAAGAAGACGAGCAGCACGGAUACAUUCGUUAUCUCAACUGGCGACUCACCCUCUAAACAUUCGACGGUUACGGUAAACGCUAUGAAUUGUGUCCCAUCUGUAUCUACAACAACAAGCCCUAGUCACAGACGAUUGAUGAAUACUAGGAGGCAGCAUGCCAAUGGCAAUGAAGUAUUCGGUUCGUUCCGUUCCGAUGGAACAAUCGGUGCCGAUUCGCAGUGUCCAGUGGAAGAGGAACGAGAAGCGUCUCGAGAAGCAGCAAAACUCUUCAGGCUUGAAGGUUGCACUAAGGCUGAUGUGGCUGAGCGGCUCAAUGAUAGGUCGGAAUUCUCGGCCAUGGUUGCCACCAAAUACCUGGAAUUAUUCAUGUUUUCUAGCCUUCGCAUUGACGCUGCAUUAAGAGAAUUUCUAUCAAGAGUGGAAUUACGCGGUGAUUCAUCGGAACGUGAGCGUUUGCUACGUUUCUUUUCUAUGCGUUAUCAUCAAUGUGAUCCAAGCCUUUUUGAUAGUGUUGAUGAUGUGCACACUCUAACGUGUGCCUUAUUACUGCUGAAUUCUGAUUUACAUGGACAAAACUUGGGAAAAAAGAUGACAAUACGAGAUUUUAUCAACAAUAUCUCACAUACUGGUGUACAUUUCAAACGUGAUCUACUGAAAGCUCUAUACAAUAGCAUCAAAGAGCAUGAAAUUGUGCAUGCCAGCAAAUAUGACAAUCCGCCAGCGUCAAGAAUGUCGUCGAAACGAUCUUUUGUUUCACGUCAGUUGCUCUUGGAGGUUGAUCCUGAAUCACAAGUCGAGUAUAAAUGCGGCUACAUCAUGCGCAAAUGUCUUUAUGAUUCAGACGGUGCAAAAACACCCUUUGGUCGCCGAGGCUGGAAAGAAUGGUAUGCUAGAUUACGUGGUCUUGUGCUCUAUCUUGGCCGAGAUGACAGCGACAAAAAGAGAAGCAGAUACGAGACCUUCAACAAUGCUAUUCUACUUCACCAUGCGUUCGCGGAACCAGCGCCGGACUAUAAAAAGAAGCAGCACAUAUUCCGUCUUAGGACCGCAAAUUUAGGCGAAUAUCUGUUUCAAACCACAAGUGCCUCUGAGGUGGAGGAUUGGGUUAUGCAGAUAAACUUCGCCUGUGCGCGGUUCUCUUCCCGAGCCCUUCCGCCACCCGCGUGCUCGGGUGGUGCAUUCUCGAGGACCCGGUUGCCAAAGCUGCCAAGUUCAGCACCAUUGGCCCAGCAGUUAAAGGCUCACGAGUCUGCCGCCUGUGAACUUCGGGAACAGUUGUCGCUAGUCCGACAGGAAGCUCCGCCACUGAAGGCUAAAGGUCGACCUGUAGAAGAGUUCUUCUUCAAGGAGCGUUAUUUGACGCAAGAAAUUCUCCGUUACGACACCUACUGCCGCCUGUUACGAUCCCGUCUGCCUGGUGGUGGUUGUGAACUUGGCGGUGCACCUUCUGAUUCCACCUCUGGAGUACAUUCCAAAUCCGAUAUCGCUGAUGAUUUGGACAAGAUGAGCUACCGUGAAGCACUAAAUCAUCACUGAUUUUUUUAUUGGCAGUGUGCCAAAUUCCGUUGAUUAUUUAUGAUGUUGGUAUUAGCUAGAUCUUAGGGGCAAGUUUCUGAAUUUUUCUGACACUCUCUCUAUCCGUGGGGUCCUUUGAGUACCCAAACUGAAAUGAGAAGAAGGCCAAUGUUUCUUAUUGAUGCUUAAUUUUAUGUUUUGUGUUUUUCCUGGCCUUCGACUCACUUCACCUGCCAAAUUUGCUGUCUGCCUAUCUGAAUGUGAUGCUCCCCCAUAUAUCCCAUCCAAGCGAUUUUUUGCUGCACGCGGAAACGCGCAGCGUAUCGGACGCGCAGCGCUACGCCACUGCUCGAGAAAUCGAUAUUCCCAACGAUUUCAUUCGCCUUCUUCGGUGACGAUUCUCUUGCGUGGAGAAUUAUCGCUGCGGUGCUUGAGCAAGCGAACGGGUUCUCCACGACAAUCGAUAUAUUGAUCAGUCCAUCGAUUUUACCAAAAUUCAUCGCUAACGCCUUAUACAGUCUGUCGCAUUCAUCAUUUUCCUUCCCCUUAUUUUUUCUUUCGCAGUAUUUCUCCUACUCGUGAAUAUCAUACCAAAUUCGUAUUUGUAUGCUUACGCUUACUUCCAAAUUUGAUCUAUUUAUGGUUAGCAGGCAUAAUCGACAAAGAUGAUUUACUGCUUUUAAACUUCGGGAUUUCUUCUCUUUUCACCCUCCGGCUCUACCCUUUUUUUGGCCAGAUAACCAGUUACAUGUAUAAUACCAGGUGUGUUUUAUUUUUAUGUGCACGUGAUCGACGAAAUGUCUUGCUGGUUUUUGCAGAAUUUCUUUUUGAUUAUGAUAAAUGCUCAAUUUUUAUGUGUU